UUUUUAGAAUUAAUGACAACUUGCUCUAUUUGCAAAUUUGACGUGCCUAGCAGUUUAUCUUUUGUAAAAUGUUGCAAUCACAUGGCUCAUACAAAUUGUCUCAAAAACUUUGUAGCCAAACGUAAUUGCUGCCCUAAAUGUAGCGAACAAAUUACUCAAAGUGAUGUUGUUCCAAUUGUUUUUGAUCCUCCACAACAACAACCAAAGAAUUUACAAAAUGAGGGGAACUCUAAUCGUGUUAGUGAAGUGCUAAAUGCAGUUUUAGAACGCUUAAAAGGAUAUAGAACUGGUACUGAUCAAGAAGAUGCCCAAAUUCGACAUGUUGGAGAAGCUUUUGACAUAAUUGUUCGCGCUAAAAAUAAUGAAAAUAAUCCUGAAAAACCUUCCACUUCAGACGAUGUUACGCCGUUUAAACAAAAUGCUUGGGAUAAAAUUAUGAGUAUUGUAAAAUCAAAAGAAGUUGGGUUUAUUGUAUUGGCACUCAUAUUAGCACUUUUGUGUGUCUUCUUUUGGGAAAUAGCCGUUUCUGCUGGUGCAUUAUCCCAAACUACUGAAUUUAUUGGUGGAGCACUUGCUGCAUUACGUUUGUAUGCUCCAGGAUUGGCUGUCACUUUGUUUGCAGGCAUUAAAGCUUUCUUUUCUUUCCGAAAAACUUAA
Messenger RNA from Meloidogyne enterolobii, 657 nucleotides. The record is from the annotation of a GenBank genome assembly. NCBI's taxonomy places the organism in Eukaryota, Metazoa, Nematoda, Chromadorea, Rhabditida, Meloidogynidae.